Molecule: messenger RNA, 3542 nt
Organism: Pistacia vera
Lineage: Eukaryota; Viridiplantae; Streptophyta; Magnoliopsida; Sapindales; Anacardiaceae
Product: receptor-like protein kinase 2
Exons: 2
Coding region: 47-3481 (1144 amino acids)
Biological process (GO): protein phosphorylation
Cellular component (GO): plasma membrane
Molecular function (GO): protein kinase activity; ATP binding; protein binding
Source: RefSeq, a predicted model, not a curated record
CCUCAAUGAUGCAAACCCGAGAAGAAAAGUUUGGAAAUUGAGGCAAAUGUCGAUGCCCAGCUCGAGGCACUCCUCCUUCUUCUCCUUCUACAACGUCUCUUCUUUGCCUUUCUUUCUCUUCUUCUUCACUCUUAUUCUCUCUACUCUUUUCACCACCUUCACUGUUGCAUCUCAAAACCAUGAAGUCUCCAUUCUUUUUUCAUGGCUACACUCUUCUCCUUCACAACCUUUAUCUUCUUUCUCUAACUGGAACAUUCUUGAUGCUAAUCCAUGCAACUGGACCUCCAUAACGUGUUCUCCACAAGGUUUUGUUACAGAAAUUUCUAUGCAGUCUGUCCCUCUUCAACUGCCAAUACCAACCAACCUUUCUUCCUUUCGCUCUCUCCGUAAACUAGUCAUUUCUGAUGCAAAUCUCACUGGAACUAUCCCAGUUGAUAUUGGUGAUUGUGUUGAACUUAAAGUUCUUGAUUUUAGCUCAAACAGUCUUGUUGGCUCCAUCCCUUCAAGUCUUGGCAUGCUACAGAACCUUGAAGACUUGAUUUUUAACUCUAAUCAGCUUACUGGGAAAAUCCCAGUUGAGUUAUGUGACUGUAGAAGCCUGAGGAAUCUACUGCUUUUUGAUAAUCGCUUAGGCGGGAAUAUACCACCUGAGUUAGGGAAAUUAUCAAAUCUUGAAGUGCUUAGAGCUGGAGGGAACAAAGAAUUUGUGGGGAAGAUUCCUGGUGAGCUUGGAGAUUGCAGCAAUUUGACUGUUUUGGGGUUGGCUGACACAAGAGUUUCAGGUUCUUUACCGGCUUCAUUGGGUAAACUAAGCAAGCUUCAAACAUUGUCAAUAUAUACUACAAUGAUCUCUGGUGAGAUUCCUUCUUCUGUAGGUAACUGUUCUGAGCUUGUAAAUUUGUUUCUGUAUGAAAACACUCUCUCUGGGUCAAUUCCUCCAGAGAUAGGGAAACUUCAGAAGCUUGAACAGUUGCUUCUGUGGCAAAAUAGUCUUGCUGGGUUUAUCCCAGAAGAGAUUGGCAAUUGUAGUAGCCUACAGAUGAUUGAUCUCUCUUUAAAUUUCCUAUCUGGGACUAUACCAUUGAGUUUAGGUGGCCUUUUGGAGCUUGAAGAGUUUAUGAUUAGUAAUAACAAUGUGUCUGGUUCAAUACCUUCCAAUCUAUCCAAUGCUACAAAUCUCUUACAAUUGCAACUAGAUACAAAUCAGAUUUCAGGGUUGAUCCCACCAGAGCUUGGGAUGUUGUCAAAGCUUACUGUAUUUUUUGCUUGGCAGAACCAGCUUGAAGGAAGCAUUCCUUCAAGUUUGGCUAGUUGUACCAGUCUACAAGCUCUAGACUUAUCUCACAAUUCACUCACUGGUAGCAUUCCUGCCGGGUUGUUUCAGCUUCAAAACCUCACAAAACUUCUCUUGAUUGCCAAUGACAUUUCCGGUUGUAUACCGACAGAAAUUGGCAAUUGCCGAUCUCUUGUGCGGUUGAGGCUUGGAAAUAAUCGUAUUGCUGGUGGGAUUCCUCGAGAAAUUGGGGGUCUCAAAAGCUUAAAUUUUCUUGAUCUAUCAAGCAACCGCCUUGCUGGGUCAGUGCCGGAUGAGAUUGGUGAUUGCACAGAAUUGCAGAUGAUAGACCUCAGCAACAACACUUUACAGGGUCCCCUGCCUAACUCAUUGUCAUCAUUAUCUGGGCUACAAGUCCUGGAUGUUUCAGUGAAUCGAUUUGGGGGCCAAAUACCGGCAAGCUUGGGGCGUCUUGUGUCGUUGAAUAACCUAAUCAUGUCCAAGAACUCCUUCUCUGGAGUGAUACCUUCAUCUCUUGGCCUCUGCUCAAGUCUCCAAUUGCUUGAUCUUAGCGCCAAUGGACUAACUGGUAGCAUCCCAAGGGAGCUUGGUCAAAUGGAAGCCCUUGAAAUAGCUCUCAAUCUCAGCUGCAAUGGACUCACUGGGCCAAUCCCAGCUCAGAUAUCUGCUCUGACUAAGCUUUCCAUCUUAGACCUUUCACAUAACAAGCUUGAGGGAAAUUUGGAUCCACUUGCAGAGCUAGAUAAUCUCGUAUCUCUCAAUAUCUCUUACAACAAUUUCACAGGUUAUCUCCCCGACAACAAGCUCUUUAGACAGUUAUCACCAGCAGACCUAGCAGGAAAUGAAGGCCUCUGCCCUUCAAGCCGGAACUCAUGUUUCUCGAGUGAUGUUGGCAGGACAGGACUAGCAAGGAAUGAAAAUGAUGUGAGGCGCUCACGGAAGCUUAAAGUAGCAAUUGCAUUGCUCAUUACUCUGACAGUGGCAAUGGCAAUUAUGGGGACACUUGCAUUGAUUCGAGCACGUAGGACUAUUAGAGAUGACGAUGAUUCUGAGUUGGGAGACUCUUGGCCAUGGCAAUUUACUCCUUUCCAGAAGCUGAAUUUCUCAGUAGAGCAAGUUUUGAGAUGCCUAGUAGAUGCCAAUGUGAUAGGAAAAGGAUGUUCUGGGGUUGUAUAUCGCGCUGAUAUGGAGAAUGGGGAAGUCAUUGCAGUGAAGAAACUCUGGCCAACAACAAUGGCUGCAACUAAUGGAUGUAAUAAUGAAAAGAGUGGGGUUCGGGAUUCCUUCUCUGCAGAGAUAAAAACACUUGGCUCAAUUCGCCAUAAGAAUAUUGUUAGGUUCUUGGGUUGUUGUUGGAAUCGAAACACUAGAUUGCUUAUGUAUGACUAUAUGCCUAAUGGGAGCUUGGGUAGUCUCCUUCAUGAGAGGACUGGAAACUCCCUGGAAUGGGAACUUAGGUAUCAAAUUUUGCUUGGGGCAGCUCAAGGCCUUGCUUACUUGCACCAUGAUUGUGUUCCUCCUAUUGUUCACCGGGACAUCAAAGCCAACAACAUCCUCAUUGGCCUCGAAUUUGAGCCUUACAUUGCUGAUUUUGGUCUAGCCAAGCUUGUGGAUGAUGGUGAUUUUGCUCGGUCAUCCAACACAGUAGCUGGCUCUUAUGGAUAUAUAGCUCCUGAAUAUGGUUACAUGAUGAAGAUCACAGAGAAGAGUGAUGUUUAUAGCUAUGGUGUUGUGGUACUCGAAGUCUUGACUGGGAAGCAACCGAUUGAUCCAACCAUACCGGACGGUUCCCAUGUGGUGGAUUGGGUGAGACAGAAGAGAGGAGGGAUAGAAGUACUUGACCCUAGCAUACUAUCUCGUCCGGAGUCAGAAAUUGAUGAAAUGAUGCAAGCAUUAGGCGUAGCCUUAUUAUGUGUAAGUUCAUCUCCUGAUGAGAGACCAACCAUGAAAGAUGUGGCUGCAAUGCUUAAAGAGAUAAAACAUGAAAGAGAGGAGUAUGCCAAAGUUGAUGUCCUCCUCAAGGGAUCACCAGCAACUGAUUUUCAAGAAAAUAAGAACUCGAGCAGAAUUCCAGCACCGUCUUCAUCGAAACAACAAAGCAUGCAUCUGAAAAGCAAUAACACAAGUUUCUCUGCCUCCUCACUACUUUACUCAUCUUCCUCUAGUACCAAAAUGAGUUUCAAGUGAUAAUCUAAAUUGUUAACACCUAAGCAGAGGGGGAGUUUGUUUCAUUACCAGAUUUUUCAGU